AUGACUGAGUCUUAGUGUUAAAUUUGCAUUUAAUUUGAAGCUGAAGAUAUUUGUAUCCUCUCUGAAAUGCUAAGUUAAAUUACUACUCCAAUUUCAGGUAUUAAAUCAUAUAUUUAUGUAGACCAUAAAAUACCUAUUCAGAUGUUUCCUUACAUUUUUAAAAGUUUGAAGUUCCGUAAAUGUCUGGCUCAAAUAUUUGAUACCAAAUACCUAGAAAUAUGUGAAAAAUGCUCACAUAAUAGACUCUAAUAAGUGUUCUUACCAUUAUUUUCAACCGCUGUUACUGAAUACAAUGAGACUCAAAUAAUAUAGCAAAUAGAAGAAGGAUUAGAUAAAUUAUAUGAAUCUAUAUAAGAAAAACAAUAAAAACUCAAGUAAUCUAAAGAAUAGUUUGAUAAACUGGCUUCUCAAUUGUUUAAUUGUGAAGAUGAUGUUGAAGAGAGUAAUUCAUUAGGAGAGGAAAGUAGUAGUAAUGAAGAAAUCAGUAAAAAUUUUAUAUUUAAAGAAAAAGAAAAAAAUGAAGAGGAUGAGCAACAACCGAUAAUGCAGUUUAACAAAAAUUCUAAUAAAAACAAAUUUUAGAAAAGAUCAAUUGAUAUACUUAAAAAGUGGUUUUUGGAUCAUCUCGAUAAUCCAUAUCCAGAUAAUACUGAAAAAUAGAGGCUCUCUAAGAUUACUGGUAUGCAUGUUCGUCAAGUAUAGCUAUAUAAUAUAGAUUUUUAGAUUUAAAAUUGGUUUACAAACUCUAGAAAAAGAUAUUUGGAACCUUUAAAAAAGAAAUUCGAACAUGGAUUGAUGAAGGAUAGUGAUAGUCAUGAGGAUGACUCUUCUAAAGAAUAGAAAAAACCUUUAAAGAUAACUUAGUAGCAACAACAACAACAAUAAUAAUAAUAAUAAUAAUAAUAACAAUAAUAAUCAUAAUAACAAUAACAAAUAAUCUAACCUCAAUAAUUGAAUAUUGCUUCGUAAUAGUUACAAUAAUAAUAAUUUUAAUAACAAUAAUAAUAAUUUUAAUAAUAAUAAUAAUAAUUACAAUAAUAAUAGCUGCUUUAAUAAUAAUUUUAAAUGCAAUUACCACUUUAAAAGAAAGUGAAAAUGGAAGAACUCGGCCAAAAUAAAUCAUAAGAUGCAAACCAUAUAAAAUAGGAGGCUAAAAUUGGAUCAUUUACUUAGGAUCUUUCCUAAUUUUAAUAACCAAAUCAAUUUUAGCAAUUAUAAUCGAUGUAAUAAAUUGCUCAAUUAUAAUAAUUACAAUGGCUUAAUCCUCUAAAUCAAUUAAAUCCAUUAUAAUUUUAACUUGGCCCUUAAUUUUUAUCUCAAUAUUAUAAUUUUUAAGAUCAAUCAAAAAAUCCUCCUCUUAAUGGAUUACCUCAAUUACACUAAGUUCCUAUAUUUCCAAUAUUGCCCUCAUUACAAUAGGCUGGAUUUCAAUAAUUUUUAUAGUAAAGUCCAGGAUAAUCAAUUUCAUAAUAGAUUUAAGUUCCAAAUAUAUAAGCUUAAAUACCAUAAGUGACUAACCUACAAGCACUUUAAGCAGGUUUUUCAUAGUUAAAUGGAUAAAUUUAAAAUCCCUAAAAUGGAAUAUUGUAUCCAAUGUAUUAGUAAUAAAUGCUAAAUGAAUAAAAGAAAUGA
Messenger RNA from Paramecium pentaurelia, 1632 nucleotides. The record is from the annotation of a GenBank genome assembly. Lineage: Eukaryota; Ciliophora; Oligohymenophorea; Peniculida; Parameciidae.